This is a messenger RNA of Rhodotorula graminis WP1, 1418 nucleotides long. RefSeq lists its product as uncharacterized. The transcript has 7 exons. NCBI's taxonomy places the organism in Eukaryota, Fungi, Basidiomycota, Microbotryomycetes, Sporidiobolales, Sporidiobolaceae. Gene Ontology annotation, cellular component: cytosol. Gene Ontology annotation, biological process: L-threonine catabolic process; glycine biosynthetic process. Gene Ontology annotation, molecular function: L-allo-threonine aldolase activity. Bases 32 to 1213 code for a protein of 393 amino acids. The record is from RefSeq and is a predicted model, not a curated record.
CUCACCACCACCACCACCAGCUCUAGCCACCAUGACCAAGGUCGACCGUGCUCAGCAGAACGCGGCCCACGCCGCCAAGAUCCAGCGCGACUUCCGCACCGACACGAUCACGAUGCCGACCGAGGAGAUGUUCGACCUCAUGCGCGGUGCCUCGCGCGGCGACGACGUCUACGGCGAGGACCAGGCGACCAACGACCUGCAGGACAAGAUCGCCAAGAUGGCCGGCAAGGAGGCGGGCCUGUUCUGCGUCUCGGGCACUAUGACGAACCAGCUCGCGAUCCGCACGCACCUCACGCAGCCGCCGCACUCGAUCAUCCUCGACGCGCGCUCGCACGUGCACCUGUACGAAGCCGGCGGCGUCGCCAUGCACUCGCAGGCGUCGUCGCACGCCGUCCCGCCGCGCAACGGCCACCACCUCACGCUCGAGGAGGUGCUCGACAACGCCGUCUUUGGCGAGGACAUCCACUCGGCGCCGACCAAGCUCGUCUCGCUCGAGAACACGCUCUCUGGCAUGGUGUUCCCGCAGGACGAGAUCAUCCGCAUCUCGGACUGCAUGCGCUCGAACGGCAUCAUUAUGCACUGCGACGGUGCGCGCAUGUGGGAGGUGGCGGCCAAGACGGGCAUGUCGCUCGAGGAGCUGUGCCGCCCGUUCGACACGGUCUCGCUGUGCCUGUCCAAGGGCCUCGGCGCGCCCGUCGGCAGCGUCCUCGUCGGCCCGCGCAAGUUUAUCGAAAAGGUCAAGUGGUUCCGCAAGGCGUUUGGCGGCGGCAUUCGCCAGUGCGGCUCGCUCGCCGUCGCGGCCGACUACUGCGUCGACAACCACUUCCCCAAGCUCAAGGCGACCCACGACCUGUGCUCGUACCUCGCAAAGGGCCUCGCCGCACACGGCGCUCAGCUCCUCCUCCCUGUCGAGACCAACAUGCUUUGGCUCGACCCGUCGUCGCUCGGCUUCACCAUUUCGGACCUCGCGCAGCGCGCCAAGACGCGCGGCCUCACGCUCGGCUCGAACCGCAUCGUCGUGCACCACCAGGUGACGCGCGAGGCCGUCGACGACCUGAUCCAGCUCGUCGCCGACAUGAAGCUCGAGUACGCCGACAAGCCCAAGCGCGAGAUCGACCAGGAACAGAACGAGCGGUACGCGCGCGGCGAGUACACGUCGGCGAUCCAGCCGCCCAUCGCUCGCCUUGGCACGAGCUACGGCAAGAACCAGUAGACGUCGCGCACGUCGAAAAAGCCGCCGCGCUCGGCGGCGCACGCUCUCUCCCCAUCUCCUCCCUCGCUUUGACCCCUCUCUCUCUCUCGCGCUUGUCUCUCGUCAUCCUGCAUCUACCUGCCUGCGUCUCGAUCCUCGCCUACAUCCCUCUCCCUUACGUCCACCUCGCGCUCUCGCUUGUAGACCCGUCGAUAGAUCCCUCGAG